Gossypium arboreum is the source of this 3442-nucleotide messenger RNA. Its product is annotated as protein TRM32. The record is from RefSeq and is a predicted model, not a curated record. The transcript is spliced from 5 exons. Bases 880 to 3225 code for a protein of 781 amino acids. Lineage: Eukaryota; Viridiplantae; Streptophyta; Magnoliopsida; Malvales; Malvaceae.
AAAAGAAAAACUGAUUAAAGCAUUUGAGGGCAAAGAAAGGGUUGAUUGAGAAUGAGAUUAUACUUGUUCUAUGGUUUUAAUUCUUCACCUAAAACCCUGUAUUAUAAGUAAUGUAGGAGGUUCGCAUAUGGCUAGCAGGUCGCGUAGGCAUUCGCUUUUGAGGAGGAGUGACAUUUACUCUUAUUAAUAGUUCAUCCGACUUGUAGGCGGAACUUUAUAAGUUACAAAUGCUGCAUUAAAACCGGCAUCCUACACAACUUUCAUCACAACAGCCUAACCUACAAUCUCUAAGCUUCUUCCUUUAGUAGUUGGUGAAAUAUACUAAUUUUCUUUUGGAUGGGUAAUCUGCAGAAAGCGGGAAUUCAGCAUCUUAUCUAUGGUCCUUAUUAAUAUUCAUUAAUAUGAUUUGGUCAGCUGAUGUUAACCCAUUGCUUACUUCAUAGACGUAGCUUUUUUUUUGCCAUUUGUAUUUGGACAUGUCAUUACUAAAACCAUAAGAGUGGACCAGUGCUGGCGGGUAAAAUAAGCCUUCAUUUAACCAACUUUGGCGUCUAACACUAUUUCCUUGCCUUCUUUGUCUUACAAUUUGAACUAUGACUAACGACCUUUAAUAUCUUCUUCUUUUCCUCGUUUUUUACUUUAUACAUAUUUUUUUGUGGAGAUUAAGGAAACCCUGUCUUCUGCUUCCAUAUCUCUUUAUGUAGGAUACAAUUUUUGAUUAUUUGUUUGGGUCUUUUCUUUCCUUUGUUUUCUCUUUCACGUUCUUGCUGGGCUUCAGAGCUUUGAGCUCUCUCGAGCAUAAAGAGUUCUUCUGUAUUCAGGAGGGUGGGCUUAGUUGAAAUCAAGAAUUACUCCAGAGGAUAAAUUCAAGGUUUCAACAUGGGGAGGAAAUUUGAUGAACAGUCUGAUGAAGUUGAAUUUGAGAACGAUCAUCCAGGUUGCAUGGGGGGCAUAUUUAAUGUUCUUGAUUACCAUCAUUGGUACAAUGCGAAAAAGAUCCUUCCACAAAGAAAGCUCAACAGAGGAAGACAAGCCAGAUGCUGUGCAAAUCCACAAACUAUUUCCAUGGAACGUGAACCUGUUGAAUCCCAAAGAUUAUUAGAUGGAGAGGCUGAACAAAUCCAAGUUCAACAGCAAACAAGAAAAACAGGAUCAACCAACAAAAGGUCUAGUAAAGCCCCAACAAAGGGUUUAACUAGUAAAGAAAGGUCAAAGGAAGAGAACCAUGAUAAACAAUGGAUUGUGGGGCAUUCAACAGGAUCACAGUUGCAGCAAGCUGACUCUACCCAUCAUUUGGAACCUUCAAGUUUUGGUCUUGGUUGGAUGAACCCGAUUAUUCUUGUCCGCAAGCGAGGUGAAACCUCUGGUAAGAGCUCAUCAAAGAGUAAAAAUCCUGAUGCAGACAAAGACUUUGAACAUAUACAGAAUUCUGAGAAGCAUGAUAAAAUUGGAACUCGAACCUUAGUAAAUCAGAAGCCAAAGUCAAAGAAGCUUAGCAAACAAGUUUCAUAUAAUCAGGUUGAGGGUGUGGAUGUUUUGGAGAUAUUUAAGGUAAACAACAAUCUAUUCCUAGAUAUUCUUCAGGAUCCUGAUGUUGGUAUUUCACAGCAUUUUCCUGGAAAGCAAACUCGCAAGGCAGUCAAGUUAACAAAAUCAGGCUCAUUUCCAAUCCCCGGUUCACCUCAUGCCGGAUAUCUUAGGUCUAGUACACUUGAGCAUAAGAAGAAGGAAGUUUGGUCCUUCCAGAAGGGCGAAAAACCUGUCGCGGGUACUCAGUUAUCCAAGUCAAGGGCCAUAAUGAGACCCGGUGAUCAGUCUCAGAAAAACGUAAAGGAAGAAGCAAGCUCUUCAUCAUCCCAAGGAUCUGAUUCCCAAAGGUGGAACCAUUUAGUUAUGAAUCGUCUCAAGGAUAUUAAGCAGAGAAUAAAGCAGGCUCUCAAGGAAAGGAGAAAGACUAAUAACCGUGCAAAGGUGGAUGAUCUCACCCUUCAGGUUUCUUCUAGAGAUACAUUGUCCACAAAUGAGAGAGACAUGUCGAAAAGCUCGGAAAAGGCAGUCAUCGGUAGUUGUAUUGAGAACAAUGCUGCUGAUCAUGAUGUCAACAAUGAUAGGCUCAAAAGGAUAGCAAGAACAAAGUCUAUAAAUGAGUCAUUAGAUAGAUACACUCAAUUGUUUCAGCAAAGUAUAAGUAAAGAAACCAAAUUGCAUCACUCAAGGAGCUUAAAAUUGAGCCAUGAAGAUAGAAUUCCAUCAAUAGGGAAUGCUCCCAAGUUUUUCAGAAGGAUUUCCUCUCUAUCUGAACUUGAAUCCUUUUGCUCUCUUCUAUAUGAGGUUUCUUCAGAGCUCCCAAUCAAUAAUAUCCAAGAUCAUGAGGCAGACAAGAAAACCGAUCCACAUAAUGAACAAAAAUCAAUUAAUUCCCCUGAAGAUAUUGAUAAAUUUGAACUAGUAGAAGCUGUUAUAGAGACUGAAUUACAGGAAGGAAUGAGGGAAGGAUCAGAUAACUGCGAUUCAACCGGUUUAUCAGUGGAUAAAAAUGGUGAAGAAAUUGCUAAAUCUUGUGAAUUCAAUGAAGAUGCAGUUGAGCAAACAGGAGGUUUAGGUGAAGCGGAGUUUUUUACAAAAGAAAGGCGCAAAAUACGGCAGGAAAGUGUUGAUUAUAAAACCAUGGGAAACAGCCGUCGGAUCCUAUUCUUUGAACAAGAUACAGAGGCUGAUCCUUGCUACAAUUACGUCAAAGACAUUCUUGAGCUCUCAGGUUUCUCACAAAACAAGGGGCUCCAAACAUGGUUCUCACUGGACCAACCAUUGAACCCUUCAGUGUUCAACGAAUUGGAGAGACUGUUGCACCCUGAAAUGGGAUCCACCCUUUAUGAAGUCGGAAGCAACUGUGAUCACCAACUGGUUUUUGAUCUAGUUAAUGAGGCACUACUUGAGAUCAAUGAAAUGUCACCUGAAUAUUUCCCCAACCCCUUCUCUUUCAACUCUCGCAUUAGUUUAGUGCUCAAGGGAAACAAUGUUUUUCAACAAGUGUGGACCAAAGUCAGCAAAAACUUGGCAUCCCAGGCUGAACAUGACCAGUCAUUGGAUGAUAUUAUUGCUCGAGAUUUGGACAAACCCGCUUGGAUGAACCUUCAAGCCCAUUCAGAAUUUUUGGCACUUGAGCUAGAAGAUUUGGUUUUUCAUGAGCUUUUAGAUGAAGUUGUUUGUUAUUUAGACAAAUAAUUUAGGCCAAAUAGACUGCUUCCUUUUUUUUUUCCUUUAAAAAAGAAAUUCUAGAUCAUUCGUAAAAGGUGGCUUCCUCAUGGAAUCCAUGUGCAUGUUCUGAUAAACAAGAUUUCAUAGUUGUAGGCUAUACGGUUCUUUGAAUUGGUCAGACUUGUACAUAAUUUUGUGUUUCAUAUUUUGAUUUUCUAUAUGCAUUUUAGAUAUUGUUUUGAAA